UUGCGCAAUAUUGGGGCUGUAAGUUUAAUUUUCUUCCCUUUUCCAGUGAAAUUCUCCCUUUUUUCGGUUCCUUUUGUGAUCACCAAUGUACCACAAGCACUGAUAUCUUUUGUGUGCUCCAACUCCGUGUAUGGCACUACUUUGAAUCCCAAUGAUGUGACCAGAUCCCCAGGAGGCUCUUCUGGUGGAGAAGGAGCGCUUUUUAUGGCUGGAGGCUCUGCUUUUGGCAUUGGAAGUGACCUUGCUGGAAGUUUGCGUAUUCCUGCUGCGUUUUGCGGAUUUGUUACCUUAAAGCCUACUGAAGGACGCUUUGUCGUAGAGAACACUAAUCCCGGAGUGCCAGGACGUUCGCGUCUAGCCUUAAGUUUCGGAUUCUACACUCAUACGGUUGAGAACCAAGUGGCGCUGCUCAAAACUAUCAUUGGCGACCCUUCCUAC
Strongylus vulgaris is the source of this 438-nucleotide messenger RNA. NCBI's taxonomy places the organism in Eukaryota, Metazoa, Nematoda, Chromadorea, Rhabditida, Strongylidae. The record is from the annotation of a GenBank genome assembly.